Molecule: messenger RNA, 1025 nt
Organism: Drosophila montana
Lineage: Eukaryota; Metazoa; Arthropoda; Insecta; Diptera; Drosophilidae
Product: acetylcholine receptor subunit alpha-like
Exons: 6
Coding region: 1-864 (287 amino acids)
Biological process (GO): monoatomic ion transmembrane transport; nervous system process; chemical synaptic transmission
Cellular component (GO): neuron projection; plasma membrane; synapse
Molecular function (GO): acetylcholine-gated monoatomic cation-selective channel activity; transmembrane signaling receptor activity
Source: RefSeq, a predicted model, not a curated record
AUGGUGGGUGAUGUUACUCUAUCCAUCUCGAUUCUCAUUAGUCUUCAUGUGUUUUUUCUUUUGGUCGUGGAAAUUAUUCCUCCAACAUCGUUAGUCGUACCACUGUUGGGUAAAUACCUAAUAUUUGCUAUGAUAUUGGUUUCUAUAAGCAUUUGUGUGACUGUUGUCGUACUGAACGUUCAUUUUCGUUCUCCACAAACACACAGAAUGGCACCCUGGGUAAAACGUCUUUUCAUAAACUUUUUGCCCAAAUUUCUUUUUAUAAAAAGACCAACUUAUAACUUUGAAACAAGCAAAUUUCUUUUAAAGGAUGCUCACGCAUGUUUCUAUCCGUACUACUCUUCGACUAAUAUUGAUCGCCUCCCAUCAGCAGGGUACUAUAACCAUACAGCCUCGAAAGAAGAAUUAACAACACAAAGUUUAACCAGCACGGGACCUUUUGGUGGCAGCUGUCAAGUUCAUGGACCAUUGCCACAAAUUACGCAUUCUAGUUCAGACGAUUUAACAGCUGUUCCUGAUGUAGAUUCUGGAAAUUCAGGAAUGAAGAGCCCAAUAUUAAACAACCCCGCCUUUUCUCAUUCGAAAUGCCCACCUCGAGUUCAUCGGAGCUGCUUCUGUGUACGAUUUAUAGCAGAGCAUACCAAAAUGCAGGAGGACUCUACAAAAGUUAAAGAGGAUUGGAAAUAUGUCGCAAUGGUGCUGGAUAGACUCUUUCUAUGGAUUUUUACAUUAGCUGUUCUGGCAGGCACAGCUGGAAUAAUUUUACAAGCGCCAACUUUGUACGAUGAUCGGAUUCCUAUAAUCGAACAGAAAGAUUUGGAAUUUGCAGGAACUUCAGCCGGACGAUGUAGACCAGCGCAAUAGCGUUUUUAUGCUAAUAUAACCUACAUAAUCUUGACCUGACCGUAUUUACAUGGUUUAUUAAGUUUUUUGCAAAAGUUUCAUCAUCUUAAUAGCAAAAUUAAAUAUAUUUAAUUUUUUUCUUUCAUUCCGUAAUAGCUAAAAUAUCGCAUCAAGCCAUAAAA